Orbilia oligospora ATCC 24927 is the source of this 2748-nucleotide messenger RNA. RefSeq lists its product as uncharacterized. Lineage: Eukaryota; Fungi; Ascomycota; Orbiliomycetes; Orbiliales; Orbiliaceae. Bases 1 to 2748 code for a protein of 915 amino acids. The transcript has 4 exons. Gene Ontology annotation, molecular function: DNA topoisomerase type I (single strand cut, ATP-independent) activity; DNA binding. Gene Ontology annotation, cellular component: nucleolus; chromosome. The record is from RefSeq and is a predicted model, not a curated record. Gene Ontology annotation, biological process: DNA topological change; DNA replication; chromosome segregation.
AUGUCUUCAUCAGAGGAUGAGAUGCCUCUCGCCAGAGGGCGUCGAAAAUCCAAUGGCCGAGCUGUCCUUCCCGAAAAGAUUGACCCCGCUGUGGAUCGCCGAAUGGAGGAAGAAUCUAUGGAGAUCGAUGCCGCACAUACUCCAGGGAUGGCUAUGGACCCUGGAAAGGUUUCCAAAGUUAUCAAUGGUACUUCUGGCAAGCGGAAAGCUGCCAUGAAGCCCGCCAUCAAGGAAGAAGACGAUGAUGAAGAGUCGGAUUCUGCCCCUUUGUCUAAAAGAAGACGAACUACCGUCAACGGCACAAAGAAACAACUUGUUGAUUCGGAAGACGAAGACGACAUCCCGCUGAGCUCUUCAAGGAGACGAUCGACAAAAUCUAUGAAAGAAGAAUCCGAAUCAGAUUUCGAAGAUGACGAUGACGAUGACGUUCCCCUUCAAAAGCUAGCCAAGGACAGAAAGAGCAUCGAAAAGGCUGCCGCCAAAGCCACUCCCAAAAGCAAACCUGCAGCAAAGGCUACCCCAAAGACAAAAUCCGCCACCAAACGUAAACCGAAGGACGAGACACCCUCCGAUGCUUCCGACAGCGAUAUCCCCAUCGCCAAGCAAAGAAAAACAGCAUCAGCUAAGAAAUCCAAGGUAAUUAAAGAUGAGGAAGAUAGCGAAGAGCCUACCCCCGCCAAAGGCAAGAAGGGCAAGGGCAAAGCCGCAGCGCCCGCGCCGAAGAAAGCCGCCAAGGGUAAGGCUAAGAAGGAGGAGGAAGCAGAGGAGGAAGCAGCAGGAGCUAGCCCCGACGGUGAAGAGCAAUCCGACGAGUACAAGUGGUGGCUCGCCGAGCAAAAUGACGGAAACCAAAAAUGGGAAACUCUUCAGCAUUCUGGUGUCAUGUUUCCCCCCCCUUACGAACUACUUCCCAAGAAUGUCAAAAUGAAAUACGAUGGUGUCCCAAUCACUCUUGGCCCGGAAGCCGAGGAAGUCGCUGGAUUUAUGGCUGCCCUUCUUGAAGCACCCCAGGCUAGUGAUAAGAAAUUUCUCGACAAUUUUUUCGCAGAUUGGAAAACAGUUCUUAAGGAAACCGGUGGUGCAAAGGAUAAAAAUGGAAAUACCGUCAAAAUUCAGAGCUAUGAUAAAUGCGACUUCCGCCCCAUGUUCGAACACUUCACCGCUCUGAAGGAGGCAAAGAAGGCCAUGUCAGCUACUGAGAAGAAAGAAGCCAAGGCAGAGAGGGAGAAGAUUGAGGAGCCGUAUCAAUACUGCCUGUGGGAUGGCCGCAAGGAGAAGGUUGGAAACUUCCGCGUCGAACCCCCCGGUCUAUUCCGAGGCCGUGGUGAACAUCCUAAGCGUGGCAUGUACAAGAAGCGUGUUGCUCCCGAACAGAUUACGCUGAACAUUGGCAAGGGAGCCACGGUCCCACCACCACCCAAGGGGCACAAAUGGGGUAAUAUUGUCCACAAUCAAACAGCUUCGUGGCUAGCUAUGUGGACCGAAAACAUCAAUGGCAACGUCAAAUAUGUUAUGCUUGCUGUCACUAGUUCCUUGAAAGGCCAAAGUGACUUCAAGAAAUAUGAGAAAGCUCGUGAACUCAAGAAACAUAUUGAGAAGAUCCGUCGCGAGUAUACACAAGAGCUGAGCGACAAGCAGACCAUGGUUCGACAGCGAGCCACCGCUAUUUAUCUAAUUGACAAGUUCGCUCUUAGAGCAGGUAAUGAAAAGGGUGAUGACGAGGCGGACACCGUCGGUUGUUGCAGUUUGCGAUACGAACAUGUUACUCUUGAAGAGCCUAACCUUGUCCAUUUCAAGUUCUUGGGUAAAGACAGUAUCCAAUUCGAUCAGGUCUACACCGUCGAUAAGCAGGUUUUCAAGAAUUUGCGUAUCUUCAAGAAGGCGCCCAAAGGCCCGGGCGAUGACCUUUUCGAUCGUAUUCAAACAAAACACAUCAAUGAGUGGUUUAAAGAACAUAUGCCAGGACUCAGUGCAAAGGUCUUCCGUACCUACAAUGCUUCCUGGACCAUGCAACAAGAGCUUUCCAAGAUGAAGAAUAUUGGCACCAUCGCUGAAAAGCAUGCCGCUUACAACGAGGCGAACAAGAAGGUCGCAAUUCUCUGCAACCAUCAACGUACCAAGAGCAAGAUGCACGACUCCCAGAUGGAAAAGAAGAUGUAUGAGAUCAAGGCAUUGAUGUACCAGAAAUGGAGGUUCAAGCAGAUGAUCCUGAACUUAGAGCCAAAGCUCAAAAAAAAGAAACCAGAGUACUUUAAACUAGACGCUGAGAUCGAUGACCAAGACUGGAUUAAGGAACACCAGGAAUGGCUUAUCGAGGAAGAGAAGAAGAAGAUCGAAAGGAAAUUCGCCAAGGAUAAUGAAAAACUCGUGGCAAACGGCGAAAAGGAGAUGAAAGCUUCUGAGCUCAAAUCUCGCCUAGGCGCACUCGACGAUAUGAAGAAAGAGUUCGCGAAAGAAAACAAGUCUGGGAAGGUGGAGGCCGCUGGGAAGUCCCCGUCCGUCGAAAAAUUCGAGGAACAAAUCACCAAACUCGAUGAUAAGAUUCAGGUCAAGACUAGUAUGAUGAAGGACAAGGAAAAUACGUCGGAGGUGUCGCUUGGCACAUCCAAGAUCAAUUACAUUGAUCCUCGUCUAUCUGUUGUCUUUUGCAAGAAGUUUGGCGUCCCUCUCGAGAGAAUUUUCCCUAAAACUCUUCGGGAUAAGUUCAAGUGGGCCAUUGAAAGUGUCGACGAGAACUGGGAGUUUUAA